UAAAUGCAGCUGAUUUAUUGAAGACACAUAUUACUGGAGUUAUAAGCCAUGGACAUGGUGGAUUCCAUACGUUUACAGAUUUUAACCAAUUUCCCCAUGAUCCAAACUUGACAAUAAAUAUCAUUCUUAAAAUGUUGGAAAUUACAACUGAAAGCAAUGGUAAUGCUCUGCCUCCUAUAUUAUAUAUACAGGCAGAUAAUUGUGCAAGAGAAAACAAGAACCGAUAUGUGUUGGCCUUUCUACAAUUAUUGGUUGAAAAAAAUAUUUUCAAUGAGGUUCACUUUUCCAUGUUGCCUGUAGGCCAUACCCAUGAGGACAUAGAUGCAAGGUUUUCCCUUAUUUCCCGCAGAUUAUACCAGAAAGAUACAGAAACACUUGAAGAAUUUUUAAAUGUGUUAGAAAAACCAAUGUUAAUUAAAACAAUUCACGAUGUUAAAUCAUGGCUGAUACCUUACAUACCAAAAUACAUAAGUGGAAUAUCUGAACCCCUUCAUUUUAAAUUCGAGAAAAUAGAUGGUGCUGUGAGAUCAUUGUACAAGGGAAUUCAUAAUGAAGAAUGGAAAGAAGUUGAACAUGGGUUUUUAUCUAAAGUUCCAGGAGGAAAACCAAAUAUAGUGUCACCAGAUUUCUGUAAAAUUGAUGAAGAUGGAUUGUUUAAAUUAAUAGAGAAAAAUAAAUCUUUUUUUUUAAAACCAAAAAUAUUUUAAAUUACUGGAAGGAAACUAUUCAAAGUUUAAAACAAAAUACUAAAAGUGCAAAAUGGAUAUUGCCAGCAUUACCAAUACAAAAGAAACAUAAUGAAGCCCCUU
Messenger RNA from Ruditapes philippinarum (Manila clam), 809 nucleotides. RefSeq lists its product as uncharacterized. The transcript is spliced from 3 exons. Bases 132 to 707 code for a protein of 191 amino acids. NCBI's taxonomy places the organism in Eukaryota, Metazoa, Mollusca, Bivalvia, Venerida, Veneridae. The record is from RefSeq and is a predicted model, not a curated record.